AGAAACUCAUCAUGAGAAUUCUUCUCCUUCUCACCUUGUUGGGGUUGGCAGCAAUCUGAAGGUGUACAUUGGUGUUCGUGAUCGCGGAACUCUGGACCCGUCCAGGGCCUAUACGGGUGUUCCACAUCCAUACCCUAGCCCUAACAUGGACCCUGACCUCAUGCUCAUCAAGCUGAAUAAGGAUGCUCCAGCUGGUAGCUCAACUGUUCAUCUUCCUACUGACUGCAUCAACAACAGGCCUCCAAAUGACAUACAAACCACAGCCCUUCUCCUUGCUGGCUGGGGAGAAGAUGAAAACGGAAAUUAUCCUUUACAACUCCAAUGUGUGAGGCUCCAAGGGACUACAAGUUUAGCCGAAGCAGAGUUUUGUGCUGGGAGAGCAGAUGAGGGGACAGGUGAAGCUGACUCUGGAGGAGGUCUGGUCCAUACAGGGAGGAACACGGUGUAUGGAGUGGUUGUUUCGCACUGUUGGCUUGAUCCUAAUGGACCAAGUUUGAGAAGCCAGUUUGUAAAUGUGUGCCACUUCUUGCAGUGGAUCCAAAACGAGAUGAAUGCACAUCCAUGAGAAAUAAAAUGAUCAGAGAUCAC
Messenger RNA from Megalops cyprinoides (Indo-Pacific tarpon), 588 nucleotides. Its product is annotated as kallikrein-4-like. The record is from RefSeq and is a predicted model, not a curated record. Gene Ontology annotation, biological process: proteolysis. Gene Ontology annotation, molecular function: serine-type endopeptidase activity. Bases 146 to 565 code for a protein of 139 amino acids. The transcript is spliced from 4 exons. Lineage: Eukaryota; Metazoa; Chordata; Actinopteri; Elopiformes; Megalopidae.